Candida tropicalis MYA-3404 is the source of this 2568-nucleotide messenger RNA. It is a transcript of the gene VPS27, whose product is annotated as ESCRT-0 subunit protein. Gene Ontology annotation, biological process: protein transport to vacuole involved in ubiquitin-dependent protein catabolic process via the multivesicular body sorting pathway; protein targeting to vacuole. Gene Ontology annotation, cellular component: ESCRT-0 complex. The coding region runs from base 1 to 2568 and encodes 855 amino acids. Gene Ontology annotation, molecular function: metal ion binding; ubiquitin binding; phosphatidylinositol-3-phosphate binding. The record is from RefSeq and is a predicted model, not a curated record. The transcript has a single exon. NCBI's taxonomy places the organism in Eukaryota, Fungi, Ascomycota, Pichiomycetes, Serinales, Debaryomycetaceae.
AUGUCAUGGUUUGGAAGAUCAUCAGGUGCUAAUCCAGCAUCUACUAUAUCUACUGUUGAAUUAGAUAAUAAAAUCUCCGAGGCUACUUCGGAAUCAAUCCCAAAUGGAGAAAUUGAAUUAUCAGUAGCUUUUGAAAUCACUGAUAUUAUACGUGCUAAAAAAGUAACUCCUAAACAAGCAAUGCGAUCAUUAAAGAAAAGAUUAACCUUUGUCUAUAUUAAUCCUAAUUUAAUCAUAUCUACUUUGAAAUUAAUUGAUUUAUGUAUUAAGAAUUGUGGUGCUCCAUUUUUAGUUGAGAUUAGUUCUAAAGAAUUUGUUGAUUAUUUGAUUGAUUUCAUAUUUAAAGUUCAUUAUAAUUUAAAAGAAGUAACCGAUGAAAGUAAAGUGAAAGUUGGUAAUGCCAUUUUAUCUUACUUCCAGAAUUGGAAGAUUAUUUUUGAAGGACAACAAAAAUUGGGUUAUGUUGAAAAGAAAUUUAAUGAAUUGAAGAAUGAAGGAUUUGUAUUUCCAAGUGAUUUUGACAAUAAUGAUCAAGGAUUGUUGUUAAAUAGUACAUUUGUUGAUUCUGAAGUUCCUCCAGAUUGGGUGGAUAGUGAAGAAUGUAUGAUUUGUUAUACUCCAUUUUCAAUGUUGAAUAGAAAGCAUCAUUGUCGUGCUUGUGGUCAAGUGUUUUGUCAAACUCAUUCAAGUAACAAUAUACCAUUGGUUAAUUUAGGAAUAAUGGAGCCAGUAAGAGUUUGUGAUAAUUGUGCUGCAAAACAUGACAAAUCAAAGAAGCUGAAUAACAGACCAAGAACUCUGGGUGAAUCUCGUGACGGUAGGAGAGGAAGUGUUAAUGAAGAUGACGAAGAAGAACAAUUAAGAAAAGCAAUUGAAUUGAGUUUAAGAGAAUCAGGUGGAAGUGCUCCUAUUGUUCCAUCAACCGAUUUCCAACCUCCUUCAGGCCCACCUCCAUCCCAACAACAACAGCAACCAAGUAGAAAUAACACUACUUCUGUGAAUGAUGAAGAUGAAGAUGAUGAGGAUAUGAAAGCUGCUAUUGCUGCAAGUUUACAAGAGUACGAAUCCGAGAAAUCAAGACAGCAAGUUUAUCAGCAACCUCAACAACCGCAGCAACAAGUGGAACCACAACCUGCUCCAAGUGAGCCGGAGCUGGAUUUGUAUAAUAUAUGUUAUGGAUCAACAUCAAAUCAAUAUCAGCAACCACAAUUCACUGCUCCUCAACAAUACUCAGCCCCGCCACAGCAGCAACAAGUACCACAGCAACAACCUCAACAAGUAGCUCCACAACAAACAUCUCCUCAACAGCAGGAUUUAUCACCAGCGGAUGAAGAGCAAAUUAACUUAUUUAUCACCUUGAUGAACAGUAUCAAAAAUGAUCCAAAGAAACAGAACAAUAUUAUGUAUGAUGAGAAUCUCAAUGAAUUGUAUGGUAAAGUUGUUAGAUUGAAGCCGAAGUUGAACAAGUCCUUAAGAAAUUCUAUUGAACGAUACGAAAUCUUUUUGGAAAUGAAUAAUAAAAUAUCUACAAUCACUAGAUUGUAUGAUCAAUUUUUAGAACAAAAAUUAAAUAUGGCUUAUGGAAACCAUACCAUUGGAUCGCAAAUGACUGGUGGUGGUGCUCCGCAACUGGAACCUUAUGCUUAUCCGCAACAAAUGCCAUCUCAGAACACAAACGGUUAUUACAAUGGUCCUCAGAUUACUGGAGCUCCAGCUCAAAACAAUACUGGGUAUCAAAACUAUGCAUCAUAUCCACCACAGGAACCACAACGUACUGGUCCUUCAGUUUCACAACAGCCAACUGGUGUAGAGCAACAACCAACUGGUCUUUCUUCUCCACAAGCUCAAGCUCAACAGCCAUUCCAAAACUACCAACCAACGGGUUCUGAACCCCAACAAUCACGACCUUUCCAAAAUUACCAACCAACUGGUUCAGAAGCACCACAAUCACGUCCGUUCCAGAAUUACCAACCAACUGGAAGUAAUGUAGAGCCAGAACAAGCACGUCCGUUCCAGAAUUACCAACCAACUGGUCAAUUGCAACCAUCUGAACCUAAUUUUGAUGGUGAUGAUUAUGACGAAGAAGAUAUCAAACAAUCGGUGCCGCAAUUUAAACUCAACCAAGAUCAGCAACAGCAAAAACAAAGUACUAGCAAUGAUGUACUGGGUUCUUAUCCUGUUUAUCCUACAACCGAUGUUUUGCCAGCAACACCUAAUUCUGGAAGUGAUACUGAAAAGAAUUAUGUUACAGUAUCAUUACCACAUUACCCACCACCAGAAGAUUUGUCAAAUCAAUUACCACCAGAACAACACUUUAUAAGAAGAGCAUCUAGUGCAUUACCUGCUAAUGCAUAUGAAGAUGCUAGUAUGAAGUAUCCAACAUUAGAGAAUGUAGAAGAGAAUUAUGAAAAGAAACAACAAGAAGAACAAAAAACAGGGGUUCAAAAUCUUCCAAACAUGCCAAGUAUGCCAAAUUUUGAAGAGGAUGGAAAUACACCACCAUCACGUAAACAAGUGCAAAAAAGGAAAAGCUUUGUUGCUGAACCAGAGCCUUUAAUUGAAUUGUAG